GCCCAGGCUGGAGUGCAGUGGCGGGAACUCAGCUCACUGCAAGCUCCGCCUCCCGGGUUCACGCCAUUCUCCUGCCUCAGCCUCCCGAGUAGCUGGGACUACAGGCACACACCACUAUGCCAGGCUAAUUUUUUUUAUGUAGAGACAGUGUUUCACCACGUUGCCCAGGCUGGCCUCAAACUCCUGAGCUCAAGUGAUCCGCCUGCCUUGGCCAGACUCCAGGGCAGCCUCGCCAGCUCCAUGGGUCCACCAAUGGCCUCUCAGCCCCAGCACCACUGA
Molecule: messenger RNA, 279 nt
Organism: Chlorocebus sabaeus (green monkey)
Lineage: Eukaryota; Metazoa; Chordata; Mammalia; Primates; Cercopithecidae
Source: RefSeq, a predicted model, not a curated record